AUGCCGAAGCCUGCGCGCGCUGAGAUCAGCGCGCCCAGGCUUCGCGGACCUCUCCGCGAGCAGCGGCAGCGCUGCCGCUGCUCGCGGAGAGUUGCCGGCAUGCCGAAGCCUGCGCGCGCUGAGAUCAGCGCGCCCAGGCUCCGCGGACCUCUCCGCGAGCAGCGGCAGCGCUGCCGCUGCUCGCGGAGAGUUGCCGGCAUGCCGAAGCCUGCGCGCGCUGAGAUCAGCGCGCCCAGGCUCCGCGGACCUCUCCGCGAGCAGCGGCAGCGCUGCCGCUGCUCGCGGAGAGUUGCCGGCAUGCCGAAGCCUGCGCGCGCUGAGAUCAGCGCGCCCAGGCUCGCGGACCUCUCCGCGAGCAGCGGCAGCGCUGCCGCUGCUCGCGGAGAGUUGCCGGCAUGCCGAGCCUGCGCGCGCUGA
This is a messenger RNA of Podarcis lilfordi (Lilford's wall lizard), 417 nucleotides long. NCBI's taxonomy places the organism in Eukaryota, Metazoa, Chordata, Lepidosauria, Squamata, Lacertidae. The record is from the annotation of a GenBank genome assembly.